Molecule: messenger RNA, 1648 nt
Organism: Octopus sinensis (East Asian common octopus)
Lineage: Eukaryota; Metazoa; Mollusca; Cephalopoda; Octopoda; Octopodidae
Product: receptor-interacting serine/threonine-protein kinase 4-like
Exons: 11
Molecular function (GO): protein binding
Source: RefSeq, a predicted model, not a curated record
UCAUUGUUUCUAUCCUUUCCUCUCAGGAAGCACCUUCAAGCUGUGGAGCUAUUACUCUCUCGGGGCAGCAAUGUCAACGAGAAGACCAACCGCGGAUAUACUCCUCUCCAUUUGGCUGCAGAUUCAUCUCCGGAAUGGACAAAUGGUGUGAAAGCUAUAAUGAACCAGAGCGCUGUUGAGGUUAAUCCUCGAGAUGAAGAUGGUCGAACACCGCUGCACUUGGCCUGUUUUUGGGGACACUUGCACACUGUCGGCCUGUUGUUGGGUCACAAUGGCAUCGAUGCCAAUGUGGUUGACAACGAUGGAGACACACCACUGCAUUGGGCAGUUCAGCAGCGAAAAUAUAAAGUGGUGUGUGCGAUGCUGUCCAAGGAUUCGGUGAAUUUAGAAAUUGUGAACAAAGAAUAUAGGACACCAUUGCUUGAAGCUGUUUCGGACGGUCACCUCGGAAUAAUGCAGCGGCUGAUAGACAGGGACGCGAAUGUAAAUGCCGUCGACCAUGGAGGAAAUAAUUGCCUGCAUCUGGCGUUAAAAAGAGACUUUCAUUCUGAGGUGGAGCACAUGACCAUGUUAGAUCAGUUCUGCAAGGAUCUGAAACUGGGAAGCGAAGAAAGGUACUCUGGCGUGGUGGUUGCCAGUUACCUAGCCCACCACGGGGCCAACUUUUACUGUAAAAACAAAAGUGGCAGAACACCAUUGGACCUAAUAAAAAAGGCAAAAUUAAAAAAAACGUUAAAGACGUUAUUCCGACCAACGCCAUGUCACUACUGUCAUGAGAACAUGGCCACCGUGAGACUGCAACCAUGUGGAGAUCUUGUUCUCUGUGAGAAAUGUUCUUCUGAAAUGACAUUUAAGAGAUGCCCCGUGUGUCGAGAAAACACACUCAGCAAAAGUGAAUUUGAGGCUCCAAAGUUUGAGGACAGGUGUGUACAAACAGAGGCUACAUGUCAGGAAUUAGGGGCUGCAUCUCAGGCAAUUGGGGCUCCAAAGUGUGAGGACAGGUGUGUGCAAACAGAGGCUACAUGUCAGGAAUUAGGGGCUGCAUCUCAGGCAAUAGCAAGGCCAAUAUUUGAAGACAAAGAGGUCCAGACAGUGGAAGAGCCACGUGAGAGUCCAGUUCUGAAGGAGAAAGAUCUUCUGAGAGUGGCUAAGAGGUUAGGACGUGAUUGGUGGCAAAUAGUUGUUGUUUUAGAAGUUGAUACAACUAAACUGAAAAUUGAUGAUGAGUCUAAUGUCACUGUAAAACAAGGCUACCAGAUUCUUUACGAAUGGUACAAAAAUUGCGACCCAGAAACACGGACACACGCAACAUUAAGUGCAGCUCUUGAAGAAGCUGAAUGUUUCGCUGCGAUGGAAUGUCUGUCAUUAGACGCAAAGUGAAUUUCUGUGUAACUGUUGUUGCUUAGCCUCAGAUUAACCUUGACCAAACAGAGACGUAUGAUGAAACGCAUUGCAGCCAGGACCAUCAUGCCUAUUUCCAAAGAGAACCCACAACCACAUUGUCCAAUAUGCCCUUCUGUACAGUGAUAUCGUGUGAAUUUAGCUACUAAUUCUAGCAGGUAUAUCAACCACAUAGUGAUCCCUUCACUGGUUUGGCUCCUUUGUUAAAAAUUCACAUUUAAAAUAAAGACAAACUUUGAAAUGUUCA